AUGUCCUUCGUUGACUACGGACUGAACAUAUUCCCACUGCCGAGUUUGCGACACCGCGACGAUGUCCUCCACUCGGGUGGUGACUGUCCACCGCUCUGCUGCGAAGACUCCCUCGACUCGCUGCGGGACUCGUGCUACCGCGCCAUCGUGGACCACCUGAUCGACCUCGGCACCGGCACCGAAAACGAACUUUUGCUGGCCAGGCGCGAACUCGACAAGUUCAAAAGCCUCGUACUCACGGACGAGCAAGCCGAGCAGCUUGAACGCUUUGCCGAUGAAAACUGCGACGAAGGCGCCGAACUGGCCCUCAGGAGGAGGAUAGAAGACAAUCGAGCUUUCAUUACAGAUUAUCUGAGUAAAAAGCACGGGGAUCCGAGCGAGGUUGGCGAACCCGGCUGUCCCUGUAAAAAUGAGCUGUGCUGCAAGGACGAUGCUCAACGUAUCCCCGGGCUGACGGACGAGGCGUUUCGGGCUACCAUCAUACAAAAGGAUUCGGAAAUCAUUUCCCUGAAGAACGAAAAGGCUGUGAAGGAGACGGAAGUCAAGGAGCUCGAAGAGCAGUUGAAAAAACUGCGAGACCACGUCGAGAUAUUGGAGGGCAAUUCACGGAUAUCUCAAGGACAGUUGCAAGACGCGGUGCUACAAAGGGUCGAGGAAACGGAAAUUCUGAAAAAAAACAUCGAGAGGCUCGAGCGCGAGUUGAGGGCCAAACAGGUCGAGGUCAAGGAAAUGCGGAGUCUCCUGUGCGAAGCGCAAAACUCCCGCAAGUGCCUCCUCGAUGAGCUGACGGCCGCGAGACGCCGAGUCGAGGUGGCCGAGGCUCUGAAGACAUCGCAGGAGGCGACGGCCAAGCAACUGGGCCACGAGCGCGACAGCCUCGACAGGAGGAACCGCAAGCAGGAGGAGGAGAUCGCCGGGUGCGUCCGGAUAAUCGAAAAGCUGAACUGCAUGUACGAGCAAACCGCGGCGGACCUUUCGAGGUCGAGGCAGGAGCUCGAGUCGAGGGAGCGCAAGCUGAGCGAGUGUCGGGCCCAGUUGGAGAGCAACGAGCGCGAGGCGAGCCAGUUGAUAGACGAUCUGAGCGAGUGCCUGCACCAGCUCAGCUCCCCGGACUUACUGGAGCUCUUGAUCGGCCCGGACAAUGACGGCGACGAGGCAGGGCCGUACACCCAGGCGCGCCAGCUCACCCGCGUCCUCGAGCGCAUCGUCAGCGAGCACAAGAGGUGCCGGGAGCACCGGUCGCGCCUUCGCAGGGAGAUAGACUGCCUGGGGGCCCAGCUGCAGGUGACACCGGUGCGCGGCUACGAGCACAUCAAGCUCGAGGCUAGUAGGGAGCUGGCGAGGCUGAGGAGUGUCCUCGUGGGGGCGGAAAUUAAGGCCGAGCUCGGGAGCAUCUUCGAGGAGUUGCUGGUACAGCUGGACGAGCGCAACGUGGAGAUGGUCGAGCGGGCGUACACCGAGGUGGCGAGCGAGGCCUCGCGGGCACUCGAAAGGCUGGACCGGACGAUCGGCGAGCACGAGGCUUAUCGCGAGUGCGAGAGCGUUUUGCUGCUCGAGCUCGGGACCCUGCAGGACUUGCUCGACGCCGCCGCGAAGAAGAUUACUAGCUUGGAUUCAAAAGUGAGCCACGAGUGUGACGACAAGUCGGACGAGUUGGAGAAGAAAAAUUUCCCACUAAGGAAUCCUCUGCUGAUGAUUUUACAGCGCGUCAAGAAAUACACCAGCAUCGCCGUGAGGGUCACCGCGGUACUUCAAGACGAAUCCGUUCUGAACGUGUCGCACAAAAAACGCAUCGUAGAGCUAGAGAGUAGACUGGAGCGAGCUCAGUCCAGCGUCCAAAAGCUCACCGGUGAGCGACACGAUCUGAGAGAUAAGUACGAAAACAGCAGAAGGCAGUGCGAAGAGCUCGCUUCCGCCGUUGAAAAACUACAAGAGACCUCCACUGAGAGAACCAAAGAGCUGCAAGCAAGAAUCGACUCUUACACCAAACAAAACGAACAGCUGCACAAGCAGAUGAAGAGCAUCGAAGAUGAGUACCGAAAGAGUUGCGAGAAAAACGCAGCUCUGGCCAAGGAGCAGAGCAAGAGUAUUGGCAAGUUGCGAAGACAGGUGGAAGCAAAGGAGGCGAGAAUCAAGGAGGCCGGCAGGGACAUCGACAAGCUGAACUCGGCCCUCGCCAAGUCCAAAGAUAUGACGGCACUGCUGCAGAGCGCCCUGGAGGAGGUCAACCUGAAGAGCAUUUCCGUGCAACAGAGCAAGAUCUCGGAAUUAGCCGAGGAGAAGAAGCUAUUGGUGGGGAAAGUGGGGGAGCUGGAGUCGCAGUUGAACGCGGUCGAGGGGAGCAACGGCAAGUUGCAAGACGACCUGAGGAGGAUAAUGGCGGACAACGAGCUCUUGGAGGAGCGUGUCGGGUAUCUGAGGGGCCUGAACCAGCGGCUCGUGGACGACGAAGCCACGAGGCGCAGCUUCCUACGGACGAACUUGUGCUCCAAGUGCGACGAGCUGAUCGACAAGUUCAACCAGUGCUCGAAGCAAUCGUGCAAUUCUGUCGCGCCUACCAACGAUGCGACAAAUGUCUACGAGUUGGAGAACCAAGUGAAAAGCCUUACGGAGAAGGAAAAGGAGAUCGAUGACAAGAACAAGCAGAUCGAGCGCUUCAAAGAUCUCGUCAGCAGUGCGAACAAGGAGGACAACGACAGCGCGGCCGCCCUGGCGAAUCGCGUGGAAAUCCUGAACCGCGAGAGGUCCGAGCUGUUGAAGAAAUUAAAACAAACAUCGUUGACGUACGAAGAUAAGCUCGCUGAAAUGCACAAGCAGUACAAACAGAACGAGAUUGAAUUACUGAAAAACCACAAGGACAGCAUCAACUGCUUGGAGGCCAAGUACUUGGAGAUGCAGAACGAGGAGGGCAAGAUAUGCGGCUCGCAAAAUUGGCUUCAAACCCUAAACUCGAACCAGCUGCAAGAGCUGCACGACAAGAUUUGCAAAAGUAACCUGCUGUGCUCGAGAAAUACCCACGAAAGGGACGUUUACGAGGAGCAGAACAAGAGGAAGAACAUCAACGAGCUGAAGAGCACGAUGUCUAAUUGCAGCAGCAAAAGAGUAUCGGCGAGUAGGAAAGGUUAG
This is a messenger RNA of Copidosoma floridanum, 3126 nucleotides long. RefSeq lists its product as uncharacterized. The record is from RefSeq and is a predicted model, not a curated record. Lineage: Eukaryota; Metazoa; Arthropoda; Insecta; Hymenoptera; Encyrtidae.